AUGUCACGAGAUCUGGCCAGUCUCUCCGCAGCCCGUGUCUGCGUCUGCCUGCUACAACAGGCUAGUCUUGUGUGGGAAGAACUGAUUGCUCAGUACAGCAGGGAGUCUGCUAUCAGCGGUGACGGUCGUCGCCUGGUGCCCCUCCUACAGACCAUCUUUACUCUGGCUCGGUUGGUGGAGACAGUCCCCACUACAGCCCAGUUCUUAGAAACUGGCUUACCUCGCGAUGCCUCUGUGGAUAGGAAGGCUUUGGUCGCCGCUUGGACGGAACUCGCCCCAAAGGCCAGGUCUGCGCUCAAGAGCCUGCUUACCGUUUUGGCUACAAGCCUCCUGAGCAGUAGAAGUGAGAAGAAGGAUGCCGCCAAAGCAACAACUGCUGUUAUCGACUUGAAACGAUCGCCACGCACUGAGGCUCUCCUCCUUACCGCCAGCCUCCUAGCUCUGCUACUGAAACCCUCCACUAUCUCCUUCUCCACCGCCCCGCCAGAAAGUGACACCAAGGUGGUGGCGCCAGAUGUGGUUGCUGCUGUCUGCGUGGAAAACUCCGCCUCCGCCCUCUCCAUCGAGGCGCUGGGUAGCCUGGAGUCUGCUUCAGUCCGCUCGCAAUGUAUGGAUCUGUGUCUGGAGGUAGUACAAUCCUGUUGCUCUCAAUGGCGAAUCGAUACUGCUGCCGGGGCAGUUAAUGGCCUCCAGGUGGGUGAGAUAGUCGUACGCAGCGCGGUUUUUUGA
Messenger RNA from Dibothriocephalus latus, 729 nucleotides. NCBI's taxonomy places the organism in Eukaryota, Metazoa, Platyhelminthes, Cestoda, Diphyllobothriidea, Diphyllobothriidae. The record is from the annotation of a GenBank genome assembly.